This is a messenger RNA of Haliotis rufescens (red abalone), 2153 nucleotides long. Its product is annotated as mucin-5AC-like. The transcript has 4 exons. The coding region runs from base 480 to 1718 and encodes 412 amino acids. The record is from RefSeq and is a predicted model, not a curated record. Lineage: Eukaryota; Metazoa; Mollusca; Gastropoda; Lepetellida; Haliotidae.
CUUGUUUGUCCGAGUGAACACGGUCAAAAUAUACCCCAGGCACGUCACGCAUCCUUUGCCAGAGCCAAUGGCAGGUCGGGUAGAUCUGGCCGGGUUGUAGCUAUUUAUAGAAACAGGCAGACGACAAUACAGCAUUCCGAGAGCGACCGACGACCGGGUGACAACUGGUUUUAAAGUUUCUGCUCAACGCUUAAUGAAAAGAGAUUCGUUCUGACUGAAAAGUUGACUGUGGUGAUAUCUUAUUGACAAUUAUUUGAUAAUUUGAUACUUGGAUGUUGAUGACGCGGCUGUUAAUGCGUGGUUUGACUUUAACAGACGUCUGUUGGUGAAGUUUAUAAAAGCAGACGACAGCGUCAGCCACAACUUGACUCAUUCAAGCAAAAAAGUUUCCAGAAGAUUCUUUAACUGAUCAGGAGUGGAGAUCACUUCGAAUUGGCGACAGACGGUCAAAGAACAGACGAGUAGAAGUGUGAAGAACAAUGGCGAACGGAUCUGUGAUCAUCUGUGUCCUGUGUUCGCUGCUGUUCGCGUGUGUUCACACUGCGUCCGUGAACACCACACAAGGAACGGACAGCCCAUCCUCCCCCCGACUGAGGCGCAGCGACCGCGAGUACUGGACGGAGUGGUACGACGUGGACAACCCAGUGAGCGGCGACGGCGACUACGAAACGGUUGAGUCCAUCACGAGGGCUCUGAGCCGAAACAUCUGCCCUUCAACUCACAGCAUCGCCAGAGCUGACUGCGCUGUCGACAACGACGACGUCGACGACCCCCCAAGGGAAGAUAAUCUGGCAUUGCCUUGCUCCACUGCGGGUCUAGCGUGCCGGAAUAAGGACCAGGCUGCAGGAAUAUGCAACAACUAUAGAGUCCGAUUCUUCUGCCAACCACGGAAGGGCGCCCACGCGCAAGAACACACGACCCCGGAUAAGGGAGAGGAAAGGAAUGAUACAAGCAGUGCCCCCCGCUUUGACAUGCGCAUUUACAUCAUCCUCGCAGCCAUUCCGAUCGUCAUCUUCCUGUUCCGCCUUUGCUGGUCAUGUACAUUCGAGAAACGGCGUCGCCGGAACAGGCGCCCCACUCGUCCUCGGCGACGCCCAGCUACGGACGAAGAGGCGGCUCACCCAGAAGUGUUUCUACCUCCGCCGAGCUACCAAGAACUAUUUGGAUUGAAUGGAGGGCCUUUCUUGUUAUCCCGACAUUAUUCCUUGUGUAGAAAGUGCAAAUCAUCUCAAUGUGGUAUUUUUAGAGACAGACAUUUGACAAAUCCUGACACUGAAACCUCUAAUGAUUCUCUUUCUGCUUCAUCUGAACACGAGGCGGAUGUCAUGGUAACCAUGGAAACCACGUCUUUAUCCGAGGGAUCUCCGUCAUCUUCCAGAUCGAACUCUCUCAGUGAAAGCAAUUCUUCCGAAAGUAGCGCCUCUACAACGAACACAGACCUCGAGCCAGGCGAUUCCUCCAGCACUCAACCAGUUCAACCCUCUCAGUGUGACUGCCCUUGCCACAAACAAGCACCGGAAGUCAGUGUAUAUGACAAUCCCGCAUAUGAACCGGAAGUAGAGAUACACAAUGGCCGAUCACCAAGGAUACCAGGGAUGCAUUUGCCAGUGUUUGCUUUGUUCCGGUCAGCAUCUGCGGCCUCCCUGGACGAAGCCCCGCCUCCGACUUACAAAGAAGCUUUGAAAAUAUUGAAAAAGAACAAAAAAGGAAAUCCUUAGACACUUUUGUUUGUGCAUUUGAAACCUAUGAGUGUUUCAACCUCGUAUCCAUAUUCAGGGCUGGUCCUUGAAAGUAACAUUUAAUAUUUUGACUACCAAAUAUGGUCAAAUAUGGACCCUUCCGAGAAAUCCCAACCUAUACCAAAGGGAGAUAACUAUUUAUAUGGACAGCUCACUGUGUAAUAUUAUAUUAUUGAACUGUAUGUAUAUGUCUGUUAUAUAAUUGAUAUUAUGUUUGUGAUAUGAGAGUUGCUCAACUGUAUGUAUACUUUGGACUGUAACCAGACAACCCUCCAUGCAAACUCACAGAUCACCCGUUAAGAUCCGGGGUAGAAAAGGUCUUCAGCAACACAUGCUUGCUGUAAAAGGCGACUAUGCUUGUCGUAAGAGGCGACUAACGGGAUCGGGUGGUCAGGCUCGCUGACUUGGUUGAUG